Closterium sp. Yama58-4 is the source of this 726-nucleotide messenger RNA. The record is from the annotation of a GenBank genome assembly. Lineage: Eukaryota; Viridiplantae; Streptophyta; Zygnematophyceae; Desmidiales; Closteriaceae.
AUGGCGAGCAUCGUCGUCAUAACGACGCAGGACGACGCGGCGCACGCGUUUCCCGAAUCUGCCAUCGACGACCGCCUACUCAUCCCCGGCCUCCCCAACGAAAUCGCGAUUCGCUGCCUCGCCCGCGUGCCCUACAUGCGUCGCCUGCGCCUCGGCCUCGUCUGCAAGUCCUGGCGCGACGCGUUUCGCGGCGGCACGAUUUACAACAUCCGGCAGCGGGAGAAUAUCCUCGAAGAGCUUCUGUGCGUCUCGUUUCUCGACAAGACCCACGGCCGGCUGGUUCUGAAAAUCCUCGACGAGGAUUCGCGGAAAUGGGCGCCGCUUUCGACGGAGUACCGGCAUACCAAGUGCAAGGUGCGCAGCUUCCACUGCCGCGCGUUCCGCCACAAGGUAUUUGUGUUCACGCGCGACGAGUGGGCGCUCGUCAAGGACAGCAACCUCGCCAUGCUCGGCCUCUGUGUGAUUGACACGUGGCAAGAGAAGUGGCUGUGGGUGACGGGGAAGGUGAAGGCGAAUGCCAGCUUCUUGGAGUUCUCUGAGGGGGCAGCUGAGGAUGGUGGUUUGCUGGGCAGCGGGAGGGCUGUUGUUGGUGCAGCAGAUUCUGGGAGGAGACGGAUUGCCAGAUGCCAGUCUGCAAGUGGUUUGAGAUACAGGUGGAGUAGAGUCCAUAUGGCCGUGGAGACUGAUGGGAGAGAGUUAGCAGGAUAUGCUGUGUUUCAAGUGUAA